CGCGCUCCGCUGCGCGCGGGGGGCUGCUCUCCCGGGCCCCCCUGGGCGCCCUCCGGCUCCAGUUCCCGCCCGCUCCUUGGAAUAACCCCUGAGGCUCCAGCGAUCGCCGCAAAGUUUCCCGAGGAGACCCGCCUCCCCGGCCGCUGCGCAGGUGAGAAGGCAGGGAGUGGGUGAGAAGGACCCCUUCUUGGACAGACAAGGCUGGGGAUGAAGCAGGAAUAAGCCGUCCCCACCUCCCCAGCAGGAAAACCUUUCCACAAACAGGAGCAGCCAAGCAGGACUGAGCGGCCCCAACAUCUUCCCAAGGAGGGGCAGGUGAGGCCUGACAGCUCGGCAGCGCAUGUCAGCAGCUCCAGCCCCGCCGUGAACAUCUGAACUCCUCAGCAGGGUAAUGGGCCCCCUCCUUCCCCCCGGAGACACAGCCUGAGUGGCAGGAAUACCGAUUCUGUGGAGGGUGGCUCCUUCUCGGCUCUGUCACGCAAGAACGCUCUCUGCGCCAGAGCCCAUUCCGCCAAGUGACUUAAAGGGAUUAAAAAAACAAAAAACAAAAACUUGGUAAAGAAAAAGAGGUAAAAGCCACGCAGGAGCCUUGCACAGGAGGUGGUGGCCAACAGACAAAAGGGUGAAAGUUGAAAGGGGGCGGUGAGGCCACCCUCCCCGGAAUGGACGCUGGGUCAUAGGGCAUGCCUGGGCGGCAGGGGCCCAGAACACCUUCAGGCCUCGCUAGGGAGUCCUGGGGCCCCGGGGGGCGCCCCUGCCGGCCCCUCACACAAGCCCCUUCCUCGGAGGGGAGAAGCCAGCAGUGCUCCAGGCCAGGGGCGUGGGGGAUGUUGCUCUGGACCCGCAGCCACGUCUGAACACGAGGAGCCCAGCAGAGCGCAGCACUGGGUCUCCUCCCUGCGGCCCAAGCACCCCCAACACCACCCAGGAGCCCGGGUCUGCGGUCUACGCCCCGAGUGCCAAGGCUCGUGGGCUGGAAUGUAAGCACGACCCAGGCCCACCCCGACGGAAGCGUGGCAUCAACGCGAGCUCCCAGGCUGCAGAGAGGGAGGUGAGGUCAUUAUCAUGGUGUGAGCUACCAUCCGACUACAGUGGAAUGCCAGCGGCUUGAACACAGUUUGGCACAUAGGAGGUGCAGAGGCUGCACAUCAGGCGGGGCCCGCGGUUCCCCCAGCCGUCCACCAUGGUGGUGGCACACCCCACUGCCACCGCCACCGCCACCCCCGCUGCCACGGUCACGGCCACCGUCGUGAUGACCACAGCCGCCAUGGACCUGCGGGACUGGCUCUUCCUCUGCUACGGGCUCAUCGCCUUCCUGACGGAGGUCAUCGACAGCACCACGUGCCCCUCCGUGUGCCGCUGCGACAACGGCUUCAUCUACUGCAAUGACCGGGGGCUCACCUCCAUCCCCGCCGACAUCCCUGACGACGCCACCACGCUCUACCUGCAGAACAACCAGAUCAACAAUGCGGGCAUCCCCCAGGACCUCAAGACCAAGGUCAACGUGCAGGUCAUCUACCUGUAUGAGAACGACCUGGACGAGUUUCCUGUCAACCUGCCCCGCUCCCUGCGGGAGCUGCACCUGCAGGACAACAACGUGCGCACCAUCGCCCGCGACUCGCUGGCCCGCAUCCCGCUGCUGGAGAAGCUGCACCUGGACGACAACUCCGUGUCCACCGUCAGCAUCGAGGAGGAUGCCUUCGCCGACAGCAAGCAGCUCAAGCUGCUCUUCCUGAGCAGGAACCACCUGAGCAGCAUCCCCUCGGGGCUGCCCCGCACCCUGGAGGAGCUGCGGCUGGACGACAACCGCAUCUCCACCAUCCCGCUGCACGCCUUCAAGGGCCUCAGCCGCCUGCGGCGCCUGGUGCUGGACGGCAACCUGCUGGCCAACCAGCGCAUCGCGGACGACACCUUUAGCCGCCUGCAGAACCUGACGGAGCUCUCGCUGGUGCGCAACUCGCUGGCCGCCCCGCCCCUCAACCUGCCCAGCGCCCGCCUGCAGAAGCUCUACCUGCAGGACAACGCCAUCAGCCACGUGCCCUACAACACGCUGGCCAAGAUGCACGAGCUGGAGCGCCUGGAUCUCUCCAACAACAACCUGACCACGCUGCCCCGCGGCCUGUUCGACGACCUGGAGAACCUGGCCCAGCUGCUGCUCCGAAACAACCCGUGGUUCUGCGGCUGCAACCUCCUGUGGCUGCGGGACUGGGUGAAGGCACGGGCAGCCGUGGUCAACGUGCGAGGCCUCAUGUGCCAGGGCCCCGAGAAGGUCCGGGGCAUGGCCAUCAAGGACAUCACCAGCGAGAUGGACGAGUGCUUCGAGGGGGGGGCGCAGGGUGGCAUGGCCAACCCCGCUGCCAAGACCACAGCCAGCGACCACGCCUCCGCCACCACACCCCAGGGCUCGCUCUUCACCCUCAAGGCCAAGAGGCCGGGGCUGCGCCUCCCCGACUCCAGCCUCGACUACCCCAUGGCCACGGGCAAUGGCGCCAAGACCCUGGUCAUCCACGUGAAGCCCCUGACCGCGGACUCCAUCCGCAUCACGUGGAAGGCCACGCUCCCCGCCUCCUCCUUCCGGCUCAGCUGGCUGCGCCUGGGCCACAGCCCAGCCGUGGGCUCCAUCACGGAGACUCUGGUGCAGGGGGACAAGACGGAGUACCUGCUGACGGCCCUGGAGCCCAAGUCCACCUAUAUCAUCUGCAUGGUCACCAUGGAGACCGGCAACACCUACGUGGCAGACGAGACACCCGUGUGCGCCAAGGCGGAGACGGCCGACAGCUACAGCCCCACCACCACGCUCAACCAGGAGCAGAAUGCCGACCCCAUGGCGGGCUUGCCCCUGGCGGGCAUCAUCGGGGGCGCCGUGGCCCUUGUCUUCCUCUUCCUGGUCCUGGGGGCCAUCUGCUGGUACGUGCACGGGGCCAGCGAGCUGCUGACCCGGGAGCGGGCCUACAACCGGGGCAGCCGGAAAAAGGACGACUAUAUGGAGUCUGGGACCAAGAAGGAUAACUCCAUCCUGGAAAUCCGCGGGCCGGGGCUGCAAAUGCUGCCCAUCAACCCUUACCGCGCCAAAGAGGAGUACGUGGUCCACACCAUCUUCCCCUCCAACGGCAGCAGCCUCUGCAAGGGCACACACUCCAUCGGCUACGGCACCACGCGGGGCUACCGGGACGGCGGCAUCCCCGACACAGACUAUUCCUACACAUGAUGCCGGCGCCCAGCUCCCGCCUCCUCCUGGCGUGGCGACCGUGUGUCUUUGCCCAGCCUGCUGCCAUCUGACAGAGCAAGGAAGAGGAAGUCCAGUGACUUUCCCAGCAGAAAGCAGCGUUUGGGGAGGGUUGACAAUUUUGUAGAACACAACAGUGAAAAAAAAAAUUUUUUUUUUUAAAGAAGACAAGGCAGGAGAGGGAUUUGACGUUGCUGAAGACAUAAUUUAUACCAAAUUAUGCCAGGUGGGGAGGGAAAGACUAAAAAUAAUAUUGCAGGAAGGGAUGGGUCGGGGCUUUUGUUUUUCCUGAACUGGAAAGAUGCUACCUGUGCAACGUCUUAUAGGCCUCAUGCUCUGGGCAGGAUUGUCACAAAGGAGCUGUUAGCGAAGCAGCCGACACACAGAGCCCCCACGCAGCUCUUACUGCUGGCUGCUCGCUGGAGACAACCUGAUGGAAGGUUUUCAGGCUUCUCACAAAGGAGAGGGGAAAAAAGAUCUUUUGCUAUGGAGAUAUUGUCCUGAAAUCUCUUCCCUGGUUCUUUCCAUGCCAUGUCCCUUACAGAUUUGCAGAAAUAGCGCGUCUUUCGCUGCAUUCUUUGAACAAUGAUGUAGUCAAUUAAAAAGCAAACUUUCUUUUUCCUAUACUGAAGCCCUCCUCAAUUCCACACACCCUCCGCUGUGGCAGCCCCAUGGAAGGUGUGGCUUUCGUAGCCGCUUGGAGGCGCAUCUCCCAACCUGUCUGUUUACGUCUCGUCUCUAAAUAGACGGGUAGAUAGAGCCACCUACACUGUCCUUACAGUACUUCUUGGGUCAGUUUGUAUAAUUUCCUGAGACAAUAGGGUCACGAUAAUGUUGCUUUCACCUAGAAAUCACUGACUAAGUAGACAACGUGUGUUGGGGAAUGGGAGUAGGGUGGGGGAUAAUGCUGUUCCUAAAGGCAGAGGCAUGUCUAUCCUGGCCAGGUGGCUGGGGAGACCAGGGCAAGGGGUGUUUUCAGUUCAAUCCGAUCUCAGGUUGGCUAGAGGUGGGCCGAGCUCCUUUCUGACAUAGAGCAGAGCUUGGCAGCAUCCUCAUCUCUCCCCCUCCACCCCACAGAUGUAAUCACCUCAACAGCUACUUUCCGAGCAUUUUCUCUACACUAUGCGCUUCCUCCAGAGACAGGUAAUUGUGCAGGGACUUUUUUUCUUCUAAUAUCAGCUGAUUAGACCUAAUGGUUUCCAUGGCUGCUCAAACAAAGCCCAGAAAAAGACAUGAAAAUUCUCAGAAAAGCCCUGGGAGACAGCACCCCACCCCGCAGAAGGCAGAACACGCAGCUGUGCCCACCCUGGGAACUCUGCUCUAGAUCUCUCUAAAGAUGCCAGCCUCCAAAAGGUACUGACCGGAGCCCUCAGAAGAGUUAAGAUUUUUUUUUUCCGCCCUCUGGAAUCAAUGUUGCCAUCAUUUAUCAACUGACAGUGCUGUUUGGCGAGCCAUGAGAUUAAAACAAUGAUGAAAUAAUGACAGCGAAUCUGGAACGAAGAGAGGAGUGGUGCCUGGGGUUCUGAUGUCUCCCGCAUCCCAGUACGUGGGGAACGCAGGUCACCAUCUGUCACGAUGCCCAUUGGCCGGUGCCCGAGAAGGGCCAUGUCAAAGGAUAGAUGCUGGUCUGAGGGCAGGAGGCAUGAGAAGGGGUCCAGCUCCUGGCCGUGGCGUUUUCAAAAGGCCUCGACUACUUUGACAAAAGCCAAAGGCAGGAAAAGGAAGCUGAACAACAGUCACAGGGCUGCCGUGACAGGCCUGGGGACCAGCCGCUCGCUGGACUUGAAAAGAUAACUGCUGGCCCCACAGUGAAGAAGCCGGGGUUGAAAGAAAUGGACAAAAGAGCCACUCAAGCGAGGUGGAGAAGAGACGAGGCCCAGUGCCAGGCUGGAGGGACGGUCUCGCCAGGCAGGGAACCCGGAGCCCCAGCCCCAGGAGAGACCAAGGGCGGGGGCACGCUUCUUUCUCGCCUCCAGCUUUUUCCCUUUCCCCACCUGAAGCAUUUUCUCCUACAAUGAGGUCAGGGGAGAAAACUUUCCAAGCCUUAAUUUCACAUCUGCGUAAAGGCCGGCAGCCCCCCAGACACAGGCCCGCUCCCUGUGGCUCAGGGAGGAGCAGAGGGGCCCUGCUGCCAGAGUCCAGAGGGAGACAGUGCACGAGGGCAUGGGGCGCUGGCCAGGGGUCAGAAGUCCAAGAUCACUGCUGUUCCUAAAAUGCAGCCUCUGCCCUAGAGGCACCGGUCCUGUCUGGCCGGCCCCUCCACUGCCAACCCCAAGCUCUGCUGCCGACACCCUUGGGCACUCACCCCAGAUCCUCCUCUCUCCUCUCCCUGAGCCAGGCGGGAGCUCAGACCAUCCCCUUAGAGGCCAGGAAGGCAUCUGGGGAACAGCACGUGGCCCCAUGCGGAAAGGACCACAGGGGAGACCUUGCAGCUUUGAGGCCUGCCUGGGUCAGCGGCGCCCUCCAGGCCAGGCCUUGGUGGGCAUCUUUCCUCCCUCCGUGGCACAAAGCAGGUCGAGGCCCACCUGGGCCUGUGGACACAUCGGUCUCCUGCUCCUGGCUCUUGCCCUCGUGAGGUCAGCCCCACCUCGCCCCAGGCUGUGGAACCCAGGCGCCCUCCUGCCAAUGUAAGUGCCCAAGAGAGAGGAGACUCAGUCCCACCGGGGCCCCUGAGCCCCCUCUCAUCUUCUCUGCCCUCAGCAUCCCAACAUCUCCCCAGUGUCCUUUCUGAGAGCAAGCCUCUAAAUGUCCGCUGUCUCACAGCCACCCAAGCCAGAGAUGGGGCCUGAAGCCCGGCCCUCUCUGAAAUCCGCCCUGGUCCAGCCUCUCCGGGCCAGCCAUGUAACAUAAUGGUAAAGGAUGCUCCAGAGUGGGCAGCCACCCCCCCCCAACACCCCGAGAAGCACGCGAGGACAAGAGCCCUGGGCCACCACUCCUGUCUAGAAUCUCCCUUCCGUGGGCAGCCGACCUGACCCAUGCAGCCUCUAACCAUCCAGAACCACCUCACUGGCCUCAGGGCUGAUGAGUGUAUUUUGUGGCAUUUAAGGCAGGUUUAAAGUUAAGGGGAAAAAAAAAAAAAAGCCCAUGACACUUCUUUGGUUAAGUGGUUUACCCUCGUGGUAAUUAGAUGUAGUGAUUGGAAUCUCUUUUCUAUUACAUGGCAAUUUUCCUUUAAAUUUCCCCUUUAAAAAAAAAAAAGGAGGAAAGAGAAGGCAAGGAAAGCGAGAAGGCAGCAGGGCCAGUCAUUUGCAUUUUGCGAAUGAGGCCUCUUGUAAGCUCAGCUCAGGCGUGGGGCCCAACGUAUGGAAUGCUUAAGAGAUUACUAAGAAUAAAAUCUAUUAAUUAGUCAUACUCAAUUCCGCAGACAUGAUGUGCAUCAAAAGCUUCUUUUCCUCCCUUUUUUCCUUCCCUCUUCCCGCCGCCUCCCGCAGGAGCCUCUCUUCUCUAAAUUGGCUCCUGCUUCGCCAACCACCUCCCGUUGACGUGGUGGCUGUGUGGCUGACUGAGGGGCCUGCGGGCUGUAGGGGUAGGAGCCGGGGCCCAGGCUUCCCCAGCCAGAGUCCAGAGCCCACUCCUGCCCGUGCCUCUUCCCGCUUCCUCAGUGGGCACUGGCCUCCACCCUCCCCCAGGAGUGUGGGGAGGCCCACCAGCCUGUUUUAUAAAGGAGGGGUGGGCUGAGAAAAGCUGGCGCUCUGGAGGCUAAAUGGAGACUCCUUCCAUCUGCUGAUUCUGGAAGGUUCUAGUUGCCCCCAGGCAGGUGACCGAGGCCCAGAGCGAGAGGCCCAGGCCAGGUGAGGAGUCCUGGGGGUGAGGGGGCUGACCGGGGCCUUGAGAAGGGAAGGGGCCGGGCAAUGCACCUGUACGGCUUCUGCACCUCCCUUCUUCACCCCCUUGGAGCUGUAGAGCGAGGGGAAGACACUGCCACCCCCUCCAAUGGCAGCUCAAGUCCCAAAGCCAACCCACUCCAGAAAUCUGCUUCCUGCUGAACGUGCCAGGGAGGACGGGGCUUCUGAGUCUCGCGCUUAUGAAAAAUACAACAAGAAAAAUUGGAUGCGGCAGACAGGGAGCAAUGGAGCUGGAAAGGCAACCGGGAGAGAGCUGGGGCAUUUGCUGCCAGGAGCGGCCUCAGGGCACACAUCGGCCUGAGCCCCCAAGGGCAGGGCUUAGGUAGAGUCAGAGCCAGCUGUGGGUGUCCCUUGCGCAUGCCCCCUGCCCCCAGAUCAGCGCAGGUGAUGGGUGGCGGACGCUUGGUGCUGGAUCUGUGCCAGGGUGAAUGCUAACAAGCAAUUCACAGCCCUGCACGGGCCUUCCAGAAUGCAGGCAGAGGAGGCAUCUUUUUUCUUAAGGAGGAAUAAAAAGCCUCAAAAUGCAAAUCAUUACCGUUUACAACCAAGCCAGUCUGCUAAAUUGAUUAGAAGAGAUUAAACUCCUUGGAGGUGAAGGGAAAGGGAGUUUUUUCACAUUUUAUGAACUUGCCCCCAGUGGCCACAAGCAAAGCAGAGACUUUCUGGGCCUGGCUCGCAGGGAGCCGGGGAGUGUCUGAAGGCUGACACCAGGAGUGCUCCCUGUGCUAAGGAUACACUGUGUUGGGUGGAGCCUGGGCUUGAGCGGUUCUGCCUCCACAGAGGGCCUUCGGGCAGCCUCCGGGAUGCAGGGUGGUAACGUGGCCCACGCAGGUCAUCCAGAAGCUGUCCCGGGCCCCAGGCGGAGACUCUGCCCUGCCUCCGUAUCCCACCUGUCUUUGGGGUGAAAGCCAGGAGGAGUGGCCAGGCCAGUCCCUUAGUGGGAAGGACUCUCAAGCCAUGAGCCUUUCUGCUUCCUUCCUGUUCCAAGGUGGGUCUGUCUCUGAUCCAUUACCUGCAGCCAGCGUCAGGGAAGCAAGGCCACCGUAAAGGAAAAACAGAAGGUCAGGCAAGGGACAUCUGGCCCAACCAAAAGAAUCAGCCAGUGAGUUCUCUGUCACAGGGAGCAUUCAAGCACUUGAUGGGGAGGUGGCGGGUAUUUUUCUGCCUAAGCCAGUGUCUGGUUCUUUGACGAGAAGAUCUCGGCUCCCACUCUUACUGUACCAUCCCUGAGGACCCUGUCAGGAAGAUAUCAAGAGAUGGCUCCAAACGACCAGUGUCUCCUGAAAAUCACGGAUCGGGGCCACCCCACUUCCAGGCCACUCGGCCCCAUCAAUGAGUCACUUGUGCCACCACACUGCCUGCAAAAUUCCCAUGGGUGCACCGCCCCAUCUAGGAGUCUGGACAGACAGGGAGUGCGGAGGGGACCCCCCCCCCCCAACCUGCGGCUGGCACUCUUGGGGCCACUAGAGGCCACUGCAGCCCUCCCUGCCCCCGUCCCAGGGUGCCUCCCCGCCACCCUCGGUGCCAGGACUGGUGCCCCCUUCCCGAGCUCCCUCCCUGUCCCACCCGCUGCUCCCACGCACAACCCACUCAGCGCUGGCGGCUCCUGCCGUCUCUCCCAGCCAGGUUGACGGCUGCCCGCGGCACUCUUCACUCCACGUUUUUAAGCGUUUACCAUUUCUUUUGAAAUGUUCCCAGUAGUUGCCUGAAAUAUCCACAUUUGCUUCUUUAAAAACACUCACAAGAAGAUUCCCUUGGCUCUUGAUCCCUCUCCCUUUACUUCCUCCCUCCCUUCGCAUUUUAAUACAUCAUUUUUCUCCAGUUUCAGAUACUCCAUUAUCUCUGGGGUCAGGCCCACUUUCUCACAUUAGUGUGAUUUGCAGGUUUACCCAAGACACCCCGAAGCUGCAGGGGCCAAGCCUGCCUUCUCUGGGGACAGCUGCUGCCCUGCUCGUCACUGGGGAGCCCGGUCACUGUCCCCUCCCACCCGUUACUUGUGCUGGGAGAGCAGUGUGGACAUGCCGAGGGCACAGGGGCCCUGCGGGCUGAGCGGGCCCCCACUUCCUGCCAGGGCCCAUCUAGGAGGCACUGUGGCCAUCGGCGCCCCCAUGCUGCUGUGGCCCUGUUUUUCCCACAUUCACCCAUGCCACCCCCACACCUGGAAGCCCAAAAGUCCAGACCUGGAGAGUCUUUGCAGGAAGGACUCUGUUGUCCCUGCCCCUCAUCUCCUUUGUGACUGUCAGGGUGGCCAGCCACUUGGGCAAUAUGCCAGGUCCCCAUGCUCCUCUGCAGUGGGUCACUGAGGCCCAGCAGGGCGCCCAGCACCCAGGGGUGUCUCUCAUCUCUUCCUUCUUCCUUGCUUGUCCCUUGGGCUCAGUGCAGAGGGCCCAGGCAAGUGUGUUGGCAACGGCCUUCCCCUUGUCCUGCACCCACCCUGCGGGCAGCCUGGCCCUGGGAGGGGGUACCUCCCCACCAAAGCAUCUCACUCCACCCACCGAUCACCAGCUGAGAGCUUGAUGGGGAAAUCCAGCCAGUCGACAAGAUCCGGCCACCAGCCUGGGUGACUCAGCCGGCUCCCCCUCUCUGAGCCGAACCUCAGGUGGGUGAUGAGGGCAGAGAACUGGGUGUCCCGCCUUGCCUGACGCUCCUGUUGAGAGUUCCUGCACCUGAGCCACUCAUCUGGAGGAACUAACCAGGCUUUCUCCUCAGGACAGAGGAAAACAAAUACAAUACAAACCAGCAAUCAAAGGCACAGCAGACUCGGGGCUGCCACCUGCUCAUUUCCCAGGAGCCGGCAGUUGGGGAGCCCCUCACCUGCCCUCAGCAGAGGCAUGUGCUUGCGGCGUCCGAGACCACCCACCUCUGGGUGGUCCUGUUUUCCAAAGGUUCUGGGUACCCAGGAGGAAGACACACAAAACCCUGAACCUGGCUUAGAUUAUUUUACCCGCCCCAGCACACCACCUGCCAGCAGGGCAACGGCCUCAGCUGAGAAACCCACCCGGCAUCCAGCUCAUGAAGACAGGCUGGGAGCCGUGGGGAGGAAGCCGAAGAAUCCAGCAUUAGAGGUUUGUCAUCUGAGCAGGAGAGAAGCGGGAGAGGUGGUGCUGGAGGAGGGGGACGGCUGCGGGGCCACGAACACAGGCGAGCCAGAGACGCCGUGCAGCUGUGCAAUUCUGCUGCCUGGAGCGGAUGCCCCGUGAUGAAUGACACAGGGCGGGGGCGAACAGGGAGGCAAAGCAGAAAAGUAAACUAGAAGAAACCCCACGCGUAAGCCUGCAGAGCGAAUGUUCUGUAAGAGCCACCAACCAGCGGUGACUCCCCUUCCUGGCGUUCAAAGGUGACCUGUGUCUGGUGAGGCGUGGUGCGGCAGGCGCUCUGGGCAGCACCGGGCUCAGCAGAUCGGCCCCCACAGCCAGGGGAGGAGGAGAGCAGGGAGGGGUCCUCGGCCAGACCCUGGAGAGUGGGAGGGUCCCUCUGCGGCAGAAGGUGGAUGUCUGGCCAGACGAGGGCACGGGAGGGCAGGCCUGUGACCAAGGUCCCUUCUGCCCUUGGAGAGACCCCUGCCAGGGGCAGUCCCAGCUUCCCCUGAGCCCCUGACCCUCCCCUCCUGCACAAUCAGCCCCGGGGGCUGCUUGGCCACUGCUCCUUGUCUUUUUCCUUUUCCUCUGAAGGGCAGAGCAAUCUCGGGGUCUGAGUGACAGGACGACUCCCACUGCCACCUGCGCCCACUGAUGCCCAGCUGACCCGGCCUGGCCCCGGGGCCACCUGCCUCCCUCCCAACCUCACCACCAGACACACAAACACCCACCACGACGACGACAACACAAACCAAAGUGCACUGCGAACCGCCCUUGAGCCUCCUUCUUGUAGGUGCCUUGAAACUUCAAUGCUGAGAUGAAUGUGAUGAACUAUUUGGUCCUAUUUUCUGUUUGUCUGUUUUCAUAUAAAAUGUCCAAGUCCACUUUCCUUGUCCUUUCUUGAAAUAAAUAGAAAGAUUUAACUUUUA
Messenger RNA from Phacochoerus africanus (Common warthog), 11077 nucleotides. RefSeq names its product fibronectin leucine rich transmembrane protein 1 (gene FLRT1). Gene Ontology annotation, molecular function: protein binding. The transcript has 4 exons. Bases 1184 to 3208 code for a protein of 674 amino acids. NCBI's taxonomy places the organism in Eukaryota, Metazoa, Chordata, Mammalia, Artiodactyla, Suidae. The record is from RefSeq and is a predicted model, not a curated record.